UCGGUCUUCAGCUCAAGCCAUUACAUUCUAACAUCCGCCAUCAUUGGAAACAAAGCACCAAGUCACCAACACAGUCACACACAUCACCAGCCAGUAUCAACCUUUCAACGGUUCAAACCCCAUGUCCCAAACAACCCCUAACCUCGCGGCCCUUCUGCCCGCCGCUCGCGGCAAGCUCGUCGUCGAAGAACGCGCCAUCCCUUCCCCCGGUCCCGAUGAGAUCCUGGUCCGCAACCAUGCCAUCGCCCUCAACCCCAUCGACUGGAAGCGCGUGGACUUUGGCAUCGCCGUCUCCUCCUAUCCCGCCGUCCUCGGCUCGGACAUCUCCGGCGUCGUGACCGAGGUGGGCUCUGGGGUGACCUCUUUCCAGCCCGGCGACCGUGUCAUCGGCACGGCCUCUGACAUGAGCACGGGCAACCCCGACAACGCGGCCUACCAAACCUACACUGUCCUGCUAGCGUCUGCGACCGCCAAGCUUCCGGACGCGGUGUCCUUCAAGGACGGGGCCGCAACGGUCACGGCCGUCAGCACGGGAUCCCUCGCGCUGUUCGACGUCCUCGACCUACCCACCCCGGACAGCGACACCAAGCCCUCGCCCGACACGGGCAUCCUGGUAUGGGGCGCCGCGUCCGCCACGGGAGCCGGCACGGUGCAGCUCGCCCGCCUGGCGGGGCUCAAGGUGUUCGCCACGGCCAGCCCGCAGCACCACGCGCGUGUGCGCUCGCUGGGCGCCACCGCCGUCGUCGACUACCGCUCGCCCACCGCCGUCGACGACCUCGCGGCGGCGGCCAAGAAGGCCGGCGUCAAGGUCAUCUUCGCUGUCGACUCCAUCUCUACGAAGGACACUCUGCCCUUGGUAGUGGAUUUCCUAGCCAAGUUUGACGGCCCCAAGAAGGUCGCCCAUCUGCUGCAGUGGCCGGAGGGCGUGGCGAAGCCGGAGGACGUCGAGGCGGCUUGGGUGCAGGGGUUCAGAAUCUGGGGCCAGAGGCGGGAUUUGUCGGUGCUGGUGUUUAAUAACUUGCUGAGCGGGUGGUUGGAGAAUGGGGAUAUUGUUCCGGGCGCUGUCAGGGUUAUCGAUGGCGGUCUGGAUGGGCUGCAGACGGGGCUGGAUGUGUUGAGAAAGGGGGUGAGUGGCGAGAAGUUGGUGGUUGAGCUAUGAGUCGGUUCUUGAAGAAGGAAUGCGAAUACGAAUAGAGACUGUUACUUGAUGCCUGGUGUAACCCUACGUCCCGACUCUUCUACACCGCAUCGGUAGGUAUGUAGGUAUGCCAACACGUGGAUGUGUCCAGGAUCCCCAACCCUCAACUCCAUAUUGAGCCUACUCAAGUUCGAAACUUCUUCCCCUUAACGGGACCCUAAUUUCCAAGCUCUUACGAAUCCUUAAUUUGCCAAGACCCCUGAAGUAACGAUGGUUAUGCCCGGUCGUGGCCCCCGUCCAAUGCCGCUCAUCUCACGUCAUUCGCUUUACCGAAAGAUUGAUUGCAACCCACCUCGCUUUCCGUUCGUUUGGAGCAC
Chaetomium fimeti is the source of this 1515-nucleotide messenger RNA. RefSeq names its product chaperonin 10-like protein. The transcript has a single exon. Gene Ontology annotation, molecular function: oxidoreductase activity, acting on NAD(P)H. NCBI's taxonomy places the organism in Eukaryota, Fungi, Ascomycota, Sordariomycetes, Sordariales, Chaetomiaceae. The record is from RefSeq and is a predicted model, not a curated record. Bases 122 to 1159 code for a protein of 345 amino acids.